Brugia pahangi is the source of this 1455-nucleotide messenger RNA. Lineage: Eukaryota; Metazoa; Nematoda; Chromadorea; Rhabditida; Onchocercidae. The record is from the annotation of a GenBank genome assembly.
AUGUCCCAGAAGAUUUCUGACAAUAAAAAAGAUUGGAAAAAAUUGAUUAUGUUAAAUGUACAUGGACAGAAUUAUCUUAUACGAACAUCCAUUGUAUGUGUUUUAUUUCUAAUCAAUGUGCUAUAUUUUUGUAUUACCGCAAGAUCUGCCGUAUCAUUCGAAAUGCUUGGAAGUCAAAAGAAUUUUGAUCAAUUAAAUCCAUUCAAAGAAAAAAUAGUCCAUUUCGACUUAAAAGGAGCACCGCCAACAUUGAAAUACUACAAGAAGAUAUUUCCAUUGUUGAAAAAAAUGAAAGUUGAUGGUAUAUUAAUGGAAUAUGAAGAUAUGUUUCCAUAUUGGAAUGAACUUACUGUGUUGAAACGAACAAUUGCUUAUUCUAAGACUAUUUUAAAAGCUAUUUUAGAGUUAGCAUCUAAUAAUAAUUUGGAAGUUAUUCCACUUGUACAAACUUUUGGUCAUAUGGAAUUUGUUUUGAAACAUUCGAAAUAUUCUAUAUAUCGUGAGGAUAUAUUUAAGCAUGAUACAAUAUGUCCAUCAGAUGAAGGUUCAUGGCAUUUAAUUACUGAAAUGCUCACUCAGAUACGUAUUAUGCAUCCAAAUGCAAAACGAAUACAUAUAGGUGCUGACGAAGUAUAUACUAUUGGUCAAGAUUUUCGAUGUAUUAAUCGACGUAUGGAAAGUUUAAGUUUUACGAUGGAUCAUUUAAAAUUGGAUCAUAUUAGCAGGGUAGCAAGAUAUGCUCGAAGUGAGUUAAAUUUUGCGGAAGUGCUAGUAUGGAAUGAUAUGUUCAGUGAUAUUGAAAUUGAUUUAUUGAAUCAAUAUGAAAUGGGUGAAUUGGUUACACCUGUUAUUUGGGGUUAUGCUGUUAAUGUUACUAAAUUGAAUUAUUUCCCGAUAAAUAUGUUUAAAAGAUAUUCACAGGUUUUUCCAAAAAUGAUGUUUGCAAGUGCAUUCAAAGGUGCAAAUGGACAAAAUGAAUCAUUUUGUUAUAUUAGACGUUAUCUUGCUAAUCAACAAUCAUAUGUGGAAUUGUAUGAAAAAGAAAAACAGGAUUUGAAUGGUAAAAUUUCGGGUAUUAUUUUAACCGGUUGGCAGCGAUAUAAUCAUUACAGUCCAUUAUGUGAAAUUUUACCAGUUUCAAUUCCAUCGUUGAUUGUUGAUCUUGAUAUACUUAACUGUCGAAGUAUUACUACGCAUAAUACGGUGAAAAGUAUUGGAACCGUAUGGGAACCGGAAAAGAUGGAUAAUGAUAUUUCAUUAGAAAUGAUGUUUGUAAAUUGCUCAUUUCCAGGGAGUAAAAUUUAUGAUGAGGUGCUUAACUUUCAUUCGUAUAUUACAGACGAGAAACAGUUAACCGUAGAUCUCGAGAAGAUACGUGAAAAUAUUGCUUUCUUACUUCGUCCAUAUUUUUAUGAUGAAUCAAUCAAUGAAAUAAUAACAGAACAGCUAAGCUAA